Molecule: messenger RNA, 2736 nt
Organism: Anopheles funestus (African malaria mosquito)
Lineage: Eukaryota; Metazoa; Arthropoda; Insecta; Diptera; Culicidae
Product: sodium-independent sulfate anion transporter-like
Exons: 4
Coding region: 785-2623 (612 amino acids)
Biological process (GO): transmembrane transport
Cellular component (GO): membrane
Molecular function (GO): sulfate transmembrane transporter activity
Source: RefSeq, a predicted model, not a curated record
UUGGAUGAAUGGGGCGAAGGCAAACCGAAAAGUAUGUUGCCCUGUUGCUAAAAAGCUUGAUCAGUUCUGAGAUGCACACAUAUGUAAGUUGAUGGCUGUUGUAACAGCCAACGGUUUAAUGAUUAUUUUGCAAUCUAGACAUGUUUGUAGCGGUUUAAAUUCUGGAGUAAAAUCGUUUACAUGCAAACAGUAGUGUGCACGUAAUUUUGCCAUGCCUACAGCCGCAAGUUACUUUUGUUGUUUCCCCCGCGAUGUGCUUAGUGUGCGGAAGUGUGUCUGGCGCUUAAGCUCCCAUCGAUUCCGGGGAUGACCGGCAGCUAAUAUAACGAAGCUCGAUCAGUACAACCGGCGUUCAGUAAAGUGCGGCAACGUUUAUCAGACGGCUUUGGAGCAACAACAGCAACAGGCUGUCGAGAACAACAGAUCCGGGGGGGAUUUUUAUUUUGCAAAUGAGCAGUGGCUUAUUAUAGGUUGAAGCUCUAUUGUCCAAGCGUUGUUGCUGCUUUGGCGUGUGAAAGUGGUUUAGCAGCACGUGAUAUAUCGAAGUGUAACGUGACACUGUUGCUGUGCGUCUGUCGUUCUGUCUGUUAAAAAUUAUAAUAACAUCAUGGUAAACUAUUGAAUGGUGCUAGAGAAAAUUUAAUCAUUGCUAUAUAGGUGAAAAAGAAACAUUUGCACCAACUAUAAACAGCUUGUGGAAUCGUAAAAGAACUUCAAGAAACGUGAAAGGCCAGUUUGGAAGCGCGUGUGAGUAGAAAAAACAGUAAGUCAAACAGUGGCAGUAAUGUUCGACAGUGAGCUGAAACCUCAAACGGAAGUGUGUUGCAUGACGAUAUCGGAACUGAUAGAACAUAAACAAAGGCAACGGAAUGACAAUGCUGAUGCGGAAGAUGACUGUAGGGAAAAGUUCCCUUCGGUGGGGCCAAUACUUUCAUCGAAAUUGGGAGGCUUUUGCAAUCGAAAAUUUCUACUGAAACGACUACCGAUUCUCCAGUGGUUACCGGAAUAUGAACUCAACUAUCUAGUGGAAGACAUCGUGGCAGGACUUUCGGUUGGACUGACCGUCAUACCGCAAGGAAUUGCUUUUGCCGUGAUGGCCAACCUGGAACCACAGUACGGGCUGUAUUCUGCGUUCAUGGGAUGCUUUGUGUAUUGCGUGUUUGGAAGUUGUAAGGAUCUUACCAUUGGACCAACGGCUAUUAUGGCACUAAUGGUGCAAGUGUAUGUUGGCAGUCUUGGAGCCGAUUUUGCCAUCUUGCUAACCUUUCUAACUGGCUGUAUUAUCCUAAUGUUUGGAUUGCUCAAUUUAGGAUUUUUGGUACAAUUUAUAUCGAUGCCUGUGACCGCUGGUUUCACGUCUGCUGCCGCCAUAACGAUUGCAAGUGGACAGGUGAAAUCUCUGCUCGGACUGCCCGGACGUUCAAAUGAGUUUGUGCAUUCGUGGAUCAACGUGUAUCAACAUAUCGGUGAAACAAAGCUGUGGGAUGCGGUACUGGGGAUAGUAACAAUUGUUGUCCUUUUAGUGUUACGAAGCUUCAGAGGCAAAUGGUCCGCGGUAGGCAAAUAUCUUGCCCUAGCACGUAAUGCAGUCGUCGUUAUUGGGGGCGCCGCGUUGGCAUAUUACUUUUCCACCGCGGGAUGCAAUCCUUUCUCCUUGACAGGAACGGUAACACCGGGUCUACCACCAGUCGGACUUCCUCCCUUUACAACCGUGCUUAACAAUCAAACGAUCGGAUUUAGUGAAAUGACAUCAAAGCUUGGUUCGUCGAUCAUUGCGCUUCCAUUGAUUGCAAUCCUGGAGACGAUCGCCAUCGUGAAAGCUUUCUCAAAGGGUAAAUCUAUCGAUGCUACGCAAGAACUAGUCGCACUGGGAAUGUGCAACAUCUUCGGCUCAAUCGUGUCGUCCAUGCCGGUUACCGGAUCGUUCACUAGAUCGGCAGUGAACAAUAACAGUGGCGUACGGACACCGUUGGGUGGUAUCGCGACCGGUAUACUGGUGCUGUUGUCACUGGGACUGUUAACAGAUACGUUCUACUUCAUUCCAAAAUCCGUUCUAGCCGGUGUAAUGAUAGCGGCAAUGUUUUUCAUGGUUGAGUUUCAUGCCGCCGUUGAAAUAUGGCGAACGAAAAAGGUAGACAUCAUACCGUUCAUUGUGACAUUGGUGUCAUGUCUGCUGCUUGGUUUGGAGUAUGGCAUGUUGAUAGGUAUCGCUUUGAACAUCUGUUUCGUUCUGUACAUGACGUCACGACCAAAGAUUGAUCAGGCACUUCUUCGCACGCGGUCCGGCAUCGAGGCCAUGGUCGUGAGACCGGACCAGAGCCUUAUCUAUUCCUCCAUCGAGUACCUGAAACAUGAAAUUGUGAAAAUGACGGAUAAGACACAAGUGGCAACCGUGAUAAUCGACGGUAGCAAUGUCAGCUAUGUCGAUAGUACUGCCGCCAAAAUAUUUUCAAGUAUCGUCGAAGAAUUGGCCAUGCGGGGUCGCACAGUAUUGCUGUGGAAUUGGAAUCGCUCGGUAAGGUGUACCAUGAUACGGCUGAACAAGGAACAAUUUUAUCCACUAUUUAAACAGGGUAGUCUAGAGCAGCUAGACAAAGAGGUUUGCAACGAAAGCGUACCCUAGUCGAACAAAUUAAUCUAUCUUAUAAGGCAAAACCCAAAGAUGUAAAUAGAAAAGUAGAACAAUAAACGACCUGUCUUAGGGGUAUUACUAAUAAAACAUUUAACUGUUGACAA